This is a messenger RNA of Asparagus officinalis (garden asparagus), 1571 nucleotides long. Its product is annotated as putative F-box protein At5g55150. The transcript is spliced from 3 exons. The record is from RefSeq and is a predicted model, not a curated record. The coding region runs from base 358 to 1482 and encodes 374 amino acids. Gene Ontology annotation, molecular function: protein binding. Lineage: Eukaryota; Viridiplantae; Streptophyta; Magnoliopsida; Asparagales; Asparagaceae.
UAUUAACGGACCGGGCUACACAAUGUGAACGCCCUCCCCCAAAUUUCUCCGCUCUUCUGUCGCCGCCUUCGGAGCUCGCGUGCUUCGCCUCGGUGUUCUCGCCGGUUAGCCGACGAUAAAUCGCGCCUCUCCUCGCUCUUCCUCGCUGCAGCAGCAGUAAUAAUGAUUUCAUCUAGAUUUAGAAAUAUGCCUGCUUUCACAAUUCCAUUUGGAUGUGCUUGAGUGUUGUUUAGCGCCUUUCCUCUUUUGCUAUAGUUCGAGAUUAGCGUGUUGCCUUCAGUUCCUGAAAUUUGCGCUGUUUUAUUUCGCUGGAAAAUUUCGCGUUCUUGAGAAAAAAAAAAGAAAAAGCCCUAAAUAAUGCUCUUCUUUUCAGGGAUGGCUGCCGACUGGUCCAAUCUGCCGCGUGAUGCUUGGAUGCAUAUCGCUCAAAAGUUCGUCUUUCGUGACCUCGGCGUAUUUGCGUCUGUCUGUGCCCAGUGGCGAGACGUCGCAAGGGAAGUCCGCGGGUCUUUUCGCUCUCGGCCCCCGCUCCUCAUGCUCCCUCUCAGGGAAGGAACCCACGUCAGAGGUCUCUACGAUCUCUCCGCAGAUUCAGUAUGCGGCAUUAACCUCCCCCAACUCAACGAUCGCUGGAUCUGCGGAGCUUCCAAUGGUUGGCUGGUAACGCUGGAUGCUAACCUGAACAUUGAGCUGUUUAAUCCUUUCUCAAAAGCGAAACUGCAGCUCCCGCCUCACCCGAUCAUGGUUGACUACCAGCAUCGGAUAUACCGAAAAUACCGGUCAUGCUACAUGCAAAAAGUCAUUCUGACGGGCAGCCCCGGUUCGAACCGAGCGUGUUUUGCCGCUUCGAUCGUGUCGAACCGGAGGAGGUUAGCCGUUUGCGGGGUCGGAGAUGGCGAAUGGACCGACGUGGAGACGGAACCGAACCGGUACGUCGACAUUACGUGUUACAAAGGAAAGCUAUUCGCGAUACGGGAGUGCGGCCCGCUGGUGGUUCUUGAUGUCGGUCGAGACUACUUUAAGACCGACACGAUCGAUGCUCCUCCCGAUGGCGGCCCCCUUACAACAGGCGGCUUGGCGGGGAAUGGUUCUGUCUGCCAAAAAUAUUUGGUGGAAUCAGCAGGUGACUUGUUAGUGGUGCUGAGAUUUUCACGCUACUCGGCUAAUGGCUAUAGAACGUGGAAGUUCCAUGUUUACAAGCUGAAUGAAAGCGUGCAGGGUUGGACUAAGGUUGAGAGUUUGGGAGAUCGGUCGAUAUUUGUUGGAGUCAGUCACUCCAUCUCGGCUAAAGUUUGCGGGCUCGAUGGUUGCAAGUCGAAUUGCAUUUAUUUCUUGGAGGAUCUCACUCUUCAUCGCGAUGAGAAGGGUUUUCAGCUUGAUUGUGGUUUGUUCUGCUUAGAAGAUGGAUGCACCAAGACAUUGCCGGAGGAGGCCCGGUCGUUUUGGUCCAAACCCGGAUUUUGGUGUAUGCAGUCUUUGUAGAGGGAAUUUCUUACAUGUUUGUUUUAGGAUAAUUUUAUGUGUGUUUUACUUAGUUUAUUAGAUGAAAGAAUUCCACACGUUUGAACUUA